AUGUCGAAGUCCGUGUACUUUCGAGAAGAAAACGAAUCAGACACGGGAAAACUAGAAAAGAUUUUAGCUGCGACGGGAGCCGAAGUCGACGAAAUUUCAAAAUACCGUCGUUUAUUUAUUAAAGAAAUAUCUACUGGACUUCGUUUUCUCAUCGAUACGGGAGCCAACGUUUCUGGCUUACCAAUUAGAAAAAUAGAAAAAAGCAAAAUGAAGCAAAAUAGUAACCUAUACGCCGCCAACGGAACGUCAAUACCAUCUUAUGGCGAACGAACAAUGGUUUUGAAUAUCGGUUUACGGAGACCCUUCAAAUGUAAUUUUGUGAUCGCCGAAGUAACUCGACCAAUAUUAGGCGCCGACUUCCUGCACAAACAUCAACUUACAGUCGACAUUCAUGGCCGGCGAUUGAUUGACAAAAAAACUGAGUUAUCUGUCGUCGGGUACGUCACACCUACAUCAGAGCACAGUAUCAACACUGUAAGCAACAAGCAACCGUAUCACGACCUACUGGCAAAGUACCCAGAUAUCACUCGACCAACGCUGAAGCUCUGUCACAGUCUGGGCGAACCUCUAAGCCAUCCGUACGCUUCGCUGGCGGCGGAGUAA
Molecule: messenger RNA, 603 nt
Organism: Arctia plantaginis
Lineage: Eukaryota; Metazoa; Arthropoda; Insecta; Lepidoptera; Erebidae
Source: the annotation of a GenBank genome assembly